CAAGGAUAUAUUCCAAGCAACUAUGUAACAGGAAAGAAGUCCAACAACCUUGACCAGUAUGAGUGGUACAGCAGAAACCUGAACAGAAGCAAGGCAGAGCAGCUCCUCAGAAACGAGGAUAAAGAAGGUGGUUUUGUGGUGAGAGACUCAAGUCAGCCUGGCCUGUAUACAGUUUCCCUUUACACAAAAUUUGGAGGAGAAGGUUCAUCAGGAAUAAGACACUACCAUAUAAAAGAAACAGUGACGUCACCAAAGCAGUACUACCUUGCGGAAAAACAUCUCUUUAACUCCAUUCCAGAAAUAAUUGAGUAUCAUAAACAUAAUGCAGCAGGUCUUGUUACCAGGCUGCGUUACCCAGUGACCCCAAAGAAGACAACAGCACCAACAACAGCAGGAUUCAGCUAUGAGAAAUGGGAAAUUAAUCCCUCGGAACUGACAUUCAUGAGAGAACUGGGGAGCGGUCUCUUUGGCGUAGUGCGCCUUGGGAAAUGGAGGGCACAGUAUAAAGUGGCCAUCAAGGCAAUUCGUGAAGGUGCGAUGUAUGAAGAGGAUUUCAUUGAAGAAGCUAAAGUAAUGAUGAAGCUAACACAUCCUAAAUUAGUGCAGCUGUAUGGUGUGUGCACACAACAGAGACCUAUUUACAUCGUGACAGAGUUCAUGGAGCAUGGCUGCCUUCUCAAUUACCUGAGGCAAAAACGUGGAGUUUUGAGUAAAGACGUCCUUCUCACUAUGUGCCAAGAUGUAUGCGAGGGAAUGGAGUACCUGGAGAGAAACAGCUUUAUCCACAGAGACCUGGCUGCCAGGAACUGCUUGGUGAGUGACUCGGGAGUGGUCAAAGUGUCGGAUUUUGGAAUGACAAGGUAUGUCCUUGAUGAUCAGUACACAAGCUCCUCAGGGGCUAAAUUUCCUGUGAAAUGGUGCCCCCCAGAAGUUUUUAAUUAUAGCAGAUUCAGCAGCAAGUCAGAUGUCUGGUCAUUCGGUGUUUUAAUGUGGGAAGUAUUUACAGAGGGAAAAAUGCCCUUUGAAAAAAGCUCCAACUAUGAAGUGGUAACAAUGGUUAGCCAAGGACAUCGUUUGUAUCGGCCCAAACUAGCCUGUAAGCAGGUGUAUGAAAUGAUGAUGAUGUGCUGGCAGGAGAAACCAGAGGGACGCCCAAAUUUUGAAGACUUGCUUCGCACAAUAAUUGACAUUGCAGAGGGUGAAGAUGCUUUCUGAAAAAAGACAACAGCAGCACAAGUACAGGAAAGAACCCACUUUCCAGAGAUGUGGCUUCACCACUUCUUUUUAAAGGCUUGAUCCUGUAAGCUGCUGGAUGCUGCUGCAUGGUGUGGGGAACC
Pterocles gutturalis (yellow-throated sandgrouse) is the source of this 1337-nucleotide messenger RNA. RefSeq names its product tec protein tyrosine kinase (gene TEC). The record is from RefSeq and is a predicted model, not a curated record. Gene Ontology annotation, biological process: integrin-mediated signaling pathway; tissue regeneration; B cell receptor signaling pathway. Lineage: Eukaryota; Metazoa; Chordata; Aves; Pterocliformes; Pteroclidae. The transcript has 11 exons. The annotation marks the transcript as partial. Gene Ontology annotation, molecular function: non-membrane spanning protein tyrosine kinase activity; ATP binding.